This is a messenger RNA of Fonsecaea erecta, 855 nucleotides long. RefSeq lists its product as hypothetical. The transcript has a single exon. Bases 1 to 855 code for a protein of 284 amino acids. The record is from RefSeq and is a predicted model, not a curated record. Lineage: Eukaryota; Fungi; Ascomycota; Eurotiomycetes; Chaetothyriales; Herpotrichiellaceae.
AUGAUUCCCUCCGUGGUCCGUUCGAGGAUACCGGUCUUAACCUCCCUUCGUCAUACGGCAAGGACAGUUGUCCUUCACGGCACGGGUGUGCGCAGGAGAGCAUAUUGCGCCCAGUCCAACAAAGAGAGAGACAAUUAUGAGUUUGCAUCGACGACCAACUCAAGUGGAGCUACAACACCCACGAUAAGACCGGACAGCCCUGAAGGGAGCGUCCCUUCGCAAGAUCUGACUAUGAGAAUGCUCCCACCGUUAGAGGUGAGAUCAGGAGUGGACUGGGAUGUUGCUCUGACUGGGGUGAGGUUAUGGGUCAACGCCAAAACUCAAGCAGAGCAAGGAGGCGACCCGGUCGCCCUGCGGAGCAUGCACAUUGAUGCUCUGCGAUAUAUGCACAUGGCUUUGCCGGCAAAUCUGACACCGCUCGAGCUUCAGAAUCUGCGGGCGAGCAUGGGCCCCCAGCUGAUCUCUCCAGCAGAAACCCUCGCAGAGUAUCGUGCUCAACGACCACCCAAUAUUCUCCGCCAGGGUGUUGCCCACGCUGUGUGUUGGCUUGUUGCUGGAUUGCUGCUGGUCCUGCCGGUUAUCAUGACCCUCCUGAACCGACUUCUCCAGUUUGAGCGCGACCAUCAAGUCACUGAACGAGUGCUCGCUAAUGGCAUUGACCUGACUUCGGCUCUUGGUGAGCGGGGUGUAGAGUUACACCAAGCCAUUGUUCGCUUCAAGGAUGGCCGGGUAGGAGGCGCGUGUGUGGAUCUUGGAUCAUGGUUCGUAGAAGGAAUUGUUGGUGGUGUCAACGAUGGCAUCGAUGCCGUGGCCCAGAAUCGAAGGAAAGCCCCUGUCGCCAAAUGUCCUGGCUGA